Molecule: messenger RNA, 2794 nt
Organism: Drosophila rhopaloa
Lineage: Eukaryota; Metazoa; Arthropoda; Insecta; Diptera; Drosophilidae
Exons: 6
Coding region: 165-2504 (779 amino acids)
Source: RefSeq, a predicted model, not a curated record
UACCACCUAAAAUCGUGUUGAAAAAAAAUGCAUUUUUAAAAGUGUAUGUAUGUGGUAUGUUAGUGGCGAACAUAAGAAAUAUGAGUUACCAUUAAAAACCCACACCCUAAACGAAGUGUAUUAUUAAAUUUUUCUAAGCUUUUGACCUGUUCCAAUUUACAAAUAUGUUGCGCUAUCUGCUAAUUCUUUGCGCCUUAAAAAGCGUUACUUGCGGUGACACUGAGUUACUAACUCAAACUGUUUACGGAUUUUUGGAUUUUACAACUACUAUUGGGAAUACUGUUAUGGUGUUCUCACCCCAAAGCUCUCCAGCCUUCGAACUUAAAUCCAACAAUACUCACGAGAUAAUAAAUAUCAUAGAAACUAAACCGAAAGUAACUAAAAAAGAAAAGGAAAAGGUUGGAAUUAAGCCAACGCCCCUAAUUGUGACUCAUUCGAAUGUUAAUUCCGAAACUGAAACAUCCCAGAUAGAAUCUUACAAUAUAAGUCUCUCGAACUCGCCCAUCCAAACUCUUUUGAAUACCCCUGAAUACGAUUUGCUCUCUCGUCAGCCUGAGCAGUUUGCGGAAGAAACAUAUCGUUUAGUUAAUUUUAAAUCCAAAAACGAAGCCGACCGGCAAAGGAUAUAUCAAUCUAAGAAAGAACCCAUUCAUGGCUAUCAAACAAGAUCAAGUCAAGAAUUUAGGAGCAUUGUGACGGCAACUAAGGAGUCCGGAAAAUUCUCAAAGGUAUCUCAGGUACAUCCCAUUUCGAGCGUUGAGAAAAAGAGUAAGCCACGACAGACGCGCAUAAACAAGCCAGUUACGGGCUCGAUUCAACCGAGUAGAACAUUGAAAGAGUCGAAUUCUCAGACUCAGUUAUCCAGCAAACCGCCACGCAAAAGCCAACAAAGUAGUCGCGACAAUAGGGGAUCAUCAACUACUAGAAAGUCUUCGCGGCCCAAAGGAAAAAGGAGGAACAAACACACCCAAAGUUCCAAACUGACAAUAACUCCAUCAGUAACAGAAACUACCUCUCGUCACUCAUAUCGGACGAAAGCAAAUGCAAAUGCUGUACAGGAAGAACCAGUAUCGGUUGUUAGCCCCAAUUCAUUUAAGUUAAAUAGGCGUCCUGGAAGAUGGCAAUACAAGUCCUCACCGAAGCCCAAAGUUAACAUUAGGAAGAAUGCUAGCCCCAAUGUACCGAGCCCCAUCCAAAACGAAACUUCUCCAAAUGAUGAGACCCCUGUUGAAAUCAUUACCAAUCAGGCUCUCAACAACGGAAGAGAUCUAGAGGCUUCUGGUUCCCAAAAUGGUCCUGUUGCGAAUAAUAAUAAUGAUGAUCCCAACUCUAAAUACUUUGUGCAAACACUGAACGUUGAAAUAUCGACACCUCAACCUUUCAUUGAUACCUAUUAUGAAAUUGCCACCAUUAAAACACCUUUUAUCUUUCAGGCUGGAGUGGUUAAGAAAACGCGUUUUUUGACCGUUACUUCAACAAUAGAGAAAGUAAUUCAAGAGGAGCACACUAAAGAAUACUCUGAAGAUGAUGGACCUUUGACAGAGAAUAUUUUAGAGGCUACAGCCAGCACCGAGGAUAAAUCUUUGGCGGGUAGUAUAACGACAUUGAAACCCAUUUAUUUGGGAGAAGAGUCGGAAACUCCCAGCUUGGAGACAGUAACAGAGUCCUUUUCCAUAACUCACACUAAGCUGAAAACUCAGAUCCUGCCUAUUAUAUUUGAAAAGAGAAAUGAAACGAUCCAAGUAACGCUGGUUCAGACAUAUGAUUAUACGAGCCUUAUCACCGUCACGCAGACAAUAUCCCCAUUGAGCGAAGACUUCUCUCCAUCGAAGAACUUUAAGGACUUUGAAGGAAGUUUGGACGAGGCAGGGUCCGAAAUUAACUUGGACCUUGAGUUCGGGGAUGAAGAUAAUACCGGCAAGUUUGACGCGAAAAUCAAACCAAAAAUAAAAGUGGACGUUAAAAAUAAUAUAAGCAACCCAUUAAUACCGGAAUCGAUUAGCUUCCCAGACAACCUGCAAAACAACUUGAUAACUUCAACGCGUCCUGUCAUAAAACUGGAAACAAUUUGGGAAUCCCAUGUGGUUCCCCUGGUUAGAGGAACCGAAACCAUCAUGAGAACGCUUUCAAAGUCUGUUGGGGUAGUUGAAAAAACGGAAUACAUAACGGAUGUGGCUACAAUUUCGAUGCCAAUUCCAUCAAUUCCAUCAUCACAAUAUCCAUUCUCAAUUAACCCAUUCAAUCCGUACAACCCAUUAUUGCCCCUUCCCCCACAGCAGUUUAUUACAUCCACUGAAGUUCAGCAAUCCAUGGUAACGGAAACGAGUUCCAAAGUUUUGAAACUGACUUUUGGUGCAAGAACCGCUUACACCACAAUAUUUUCCACUUCCGUCGUUCCAACAGCUGUUACACGAUUAAUAACAGCUACUAUUCCCGGUCAGCCCGGUCAAUCUUUCCCGAACUAUUAUCCGCCACCAUACAAUCCCUUUGCCUAUGUUGGCUAAUUCUUAAAUCCAUCGAUGUAAGUGCGAGCACCCAAAACCUAUUACUUCAUCUGCUCUAAUCAGGAGCCCUGUAUUAUAAUUAAGUUCAUGUGCAAAUAUCAAAAGGCGGUGAUACAAAAAAAUAGAUUUUAUUAGAUUGUAUAUGCACUUUGUCGCAAAAGUUGUUAAUGUAAAUAAUAAAAUUAAGUCUAAAUUAAGAUUUCAUCGAAUUUUUUGGAUUAUUAUUAGAUAAGAAAUGAAUGGUUGUAGUUUCGUUUAACUGCUGUUAAUAAAUUUUUUACCCUUUUUAU